AUCUCGUAUCGAAUUUGAAACUGGCGGCAGUUUGACGAGAGCGAAAAAGGAGAUAGUGCAAAGUUUAAAACUUUAAAGGAAAGAUGACUGCUGACAAUGAAAUAGACAUCAAGGAGGCGUUUCAGCGCGCCCAGAAGGGACACAACAACAAGGCCAAGCUGGUGGCGAGUCUGAAGAGCCGCUACAACAAGCUUGAAGAUAAGACCCUGUUUCAUGAGGAGUUUGUCCACUAUCUGAAGUAUGCAAUGAUUGUGUACAAGCGCGAGCCUUCAGUUGAAAGCGUCAUUGAGUUUGUUGUGAGGUUUGCUACAAGCUUCCAGUCCCCACCAAGAGCAGAGGAUGAGGAAGAGGAGCAGCAGGAGGAGGAGGAGGAGGAAGAGGAAGACGAUCAUCCAUUUCUGAGUUUCAUCUUCAACUUCCUGCUGGAGUCUCAUAAAGUCAGCAGCCACGCGGUGCGCUUCCGGGUGUGCCAGCUGAUCAAUAAGCUGCUGGGCAGCAUGGCAGAGAAUGCACAGAUUGAUGACGACCUCUUCGACCGUAUUCACCAAGCCAUGCUGGUCCGGGUCACCGACAAGUUUCCCAACGUGAGGAUUCAGGCUGCUCUGGCCAUGACUCGCCUGCAGCAACCCAAGGACGCUGAAUGUCCCACCAUCAAUGCGUUUAUGUUGAUUUUGGAAAAUGACUGUAAUGCCGAGGUGCGACGUGCCGUUCUGUCCUGCAUUGCCAUGUCACCUCUGACUCUCCCCAAAGUGCUGAAACGCACCCGUGACAUCAAGGAGACUGUUCGCAAACUGGCAUACCAGGUCCUGGCUGACAAGGUUCACAUUAAAGCCCUUACCAUCGCACAGAGAGUGAGUCUUCUGCAGCAGGGUCUCAGUGACACCUCAGAAGCGGUGAGGGAAGUGGUCUGCUCUCGCCUGCUGCCCGCCUGGCUGCAGCGGCUGGAUGGGGACGUCAUCGAGCUGCUCCACAGGCUGGAUGUGGAGAACUGUGCAGAGACGGCUCUGGACACGCUGAAAGCCGUCCUCAGAAACAUGUCCACCGAGGAGCUGCUGGAGAACCGAGUGCAGCUUGACAGCAGGAGGCUGAUUCCGGUGGAUUCUCUGUCCUGUGAAAAUGUGCUCUACUGGAGAUCUCUGUGCGAGUUCUUCAAGAAAAAAGGAGAUGAAGGGGAAGAAAUGCUGGAGCAGGUGCUGCCAGACGCUGCCACUUAUGCUCAAUACCUCAGCGGGUGUCUGAAGGCAGUGCCUGUUCUGUCAGAGGAGCAGAGGGCCGACUUUAACCAGCUGGAGCUGGUCAUGACCAAAGAGUUCAUUUCACAGCAGCUCAUCCACCUCAUCGCUUGUCUGGAUACCAACGAGGAGGGCGGCAGAAAGCGUGUGCUGGCUGUUCUCCAGGAGAUGCUGGCUCUUCCACAGACCCCGUCCUCCCUGAUCUUCCUGCUCACUGAAAAACUUCUGGCUCUCAUCCCCGACGACCACAAGCGCAUCCAAACGGUGGCAGAAAUCAUCUCCGACGUGAGGGAGCCCAUCAUGGAGGCCAGCCGGCCGCUGGACGAGGCCGAGAGCCGCCGGCAGCAGGUCCAGCUCGCAGAGGUGAAGGUGCGCGUCUUGGAGGCGAAACAAACUCUGGAGGAGUGCAUCGCUGCGCAGGAGUUCAAUCGAGCCGCAGAGCUAAAGAGCUCCAUCACUGACCUCGAGAACCGCAGGAACCAGAUAAUUCAGGAAAUCGCAGAAAGCAGCCAGCCGGCAGACAAAGAGACCCGCACCGAGAAGAGCGAUCCGGAGACCCUCUUGAGAUGCCUCACCAUGUGUGCCGAGCUGCUGAAGCAGAUGAGCAUGAAGACUCGACUUGGGCCGACGAUCAGCGCCUUGAUGACCUCUCUGGUCCUGCCCAGCAUCGCCAACGCUCACCCUGCCGUCCGCAACAUGGCCGUGCUGUGCCUGGGAACGUGCACGCUGCACAGUAAGGAGCUGGCCAAGACCCACAUGGUGCUGCUGCUACAGAUCGCCCAGCUGGACGAGGUGAAGAUCCGGAUCAGCGCUCUGCGCGCCAUCAUCGACCUGCUGCUGGUGUUCGGGUUCCAGCUGCUCAGUGAAACGGCCGGCAGUCAGCCGGCGCCACCCUCCCAGUCGCCCGACAAGCAGGAGGACGACAUGGCGGCGGCGGCGGCCGUCGAGAAGGGAGAAGACACGGCGCAGAGCAUCCUCAUGAUGCUCUCCGAGUUCCUGGACAGCGAGGUGUCCGACCUGCGGACGGAGACGGCGGAGGGCUUGGCCAAACUCAUCUACAUGGGCCGCAUGUCCAGCUCCAAGAUGCUGUCCCGCCUGGUGCUGCUGUGGUACAACCCCGUCACGGAGGACGACACGCGCCUGCGCCACUGCCUCGGCGUCUUCUUCCAGCUCUACGCCCGCGAGAGCAGGGCCCACCAGGAGGUCGUGGAGGACAGCUUCCUGCCGACGGUCCGGACCCUGCUGAACGCUCCGGCCACCUCGCCGCUGGCCGAGGUGGACAUCACCAACGUGGUUGAGCUGUUUGUGGAGCUGACCCGCCCGAGUUCCCUCAUCAAGCCCUCGGCGAACACAGAGGAGGUGUGCGUGCACGACUACUUGGCGGUGCGUCUGUGCGGCGAGAUGCUGAACGACCCCACGGCCCCAGAGGUGCGUCUCUACGCGAAGACGCUGAGCAGCCUGGAUCUGAGCCGGGACGAGACGGUCAGGAAGGAUCUGCUCUCCCUGCUGCAGCAGCUCGUCCAGGUGGUGAAGGACCGGGUCUGCCUCCGCGCCCUGGAGAAGAUGAUUUAUCAGCUGGCGGACUCAAAAGAACAGACCGAGCUCCUCAGCGCCAGUGCACUCCAACCCCUGGAUGUCAACGCGGACGAACCCGCAACAGACGAUCCAUCAAAAUCCACCAAGAGAGCUAAAAGAGGUCAAAGGAAAGUCUGCGUAGCCAAGGGGGGCAGAAAGCCGAGCAGGAGAGCAGAGUCCUCAGAGGAGAGUGACGGAGAAAAUGUCCCAGAGUCGGCUGCUGUGUUGCGUCCCUCACGGAGGGCCAAGACUGCGGCGCUGGAAAAGACCAAACUGGACCUGAACACACUCAUUAACCAAGAGGCCAAUGUGUCAUGAGAGCCAUCCGCCUCAAACAGUCUGUGUCCAAGCUUUUUCCACUUUUAAACUAUACAUGUUUACAUAUUCACUUUUAUUUUGAUGGGGUCUUUGCAAAUUUAGUGAAAACCCUGGGUCACUUUAUCUCUUUCCUUUUUUCUGUGCUGCAUUUUAGUUUCGAACUUGAUAUAUAAGUGGAAUGUUGAUCCGAAGCGUUUUUUAGGACUCCUUCUGCGUGUUUUCUUUUGCAAAU
This is a messenger RNA of Salarias fasciatus (jewelled blenny), 3357 nucleotides long. It is a transcript of the gene ncapg, whose product is annotated as non-SMC condensin I complex, subunit G. The record is from RefSeq and is a predicted model, not a curated record. Gene Ontology annotation, biological process: mitotic chromosome condensation. Gene Ontology annotation, cellular component: condensed chromosome; condensin complex; cytoplasm. The coding region runs from base 84 to 3125 and encodes 1013 amino acids. The transcript has 22 exons. Lineage: Eukaryota; Metazoa; Chordata; Actinopteri; Blenniiformes; Blenniidae.